Messenger RNA from Monosiga brevicollis MX1, 3333 nucleotides. RefSeq lists its product as uncharacterized. The annotation marks the transcript as partial. Lineage: Eukaryota; Choanoflagellata; Craspedida; Salpingoecidae. The transcript is spliced from 24 exons. The record is from RefSeq and is a predicted model, not a curated record. Gene Ontology annotation, molecular function: DNA binding; TBP-class protein binding; ATP hydrolysis activity.
AUGGGUGGCCAGACGCGGCUGGACCGGUUGGUCCUGCUGUUGGAUAAUGGCAGCACUCAGGCAGCACGUCGAUUGGCUGGCGACCAGCUGGGUGAGGUUGUCAAGCAGUAUCCUCAGGAGUUGCACGUUUUGCUCUGGCGUUUGCAUACGCUGCUGCGCUCGGAGAAAAUCACGACUCGCAAUGCCGUGGCCCAUGCCAUUGGUGCCAUUGCCGCCAACGUUCCCCAAGUGAGUGCUUUUGUCUGCUCCAUCUCACCGCGCCGCUACAGAAGCCGUGGUAGUGGCAAGACCCUCGCAGCUUCCACCCGCUCAAGCUCUGACGCACGUCACUUGCUCGCCAUCUGCGUUUGUCCUGCGCCCGGUCAGUGGGAGCCCCCCGCCCCAGCAGAUGCCGCGGCAACUGCCCCGGAACAGGACCAAGAUGGAGAUGCAGGAAUUCUUCGCUUUGAAACCUUUGAUCUCCUCAACGUUCUACAGCACGGGACUCUUCUCAUGGGGUCCACGGGCGUUGAGUACAGUUUACCUCGACAUUUGCAGACCCAAGUCCAGCCCACACACAGUCCCGUGUACCCACCGCAAGAUGUGUUGCUCAAGGAGGAGGACGUUGAAACAGAUGGCGCCAAAGGUGGUGCCGAAACACCAUCAAACGCGCAGGAGCAGAGCGAUUUUGAUCGCGAGCUGGCUGGCAUGAGUGCACGCAUGCGCAACAAGGCCAAGCGCUUAAAGAAGGAGGCUGAGCGCGGCCCACGCACCGCGCUUCAGGCUGAGCCAGAGCUCGCCGCCAAGCGCAUCAAGCGAGAGGACGGCGCAAGCAACGUCAAGGUCACAGAACAGAGCGAUCCCAACAAGAUUGUUGUCGAGGCCCAGCAACAGUCGGAUGACAUUUUCGCCGAUGCUGAGGAGUGGCCUUUCCAACCACGUUGCGACGAACUCUGUACUGACCUGUUCGACCCAUCCUGGCAUGUACGUCACGGCGCGGCUAUGGCCUUUCGCGAAAUUCUGCGGCAUCACGGGGCCACCGCCGGCAUCUCUGCCUCCACACCACUCGAUCAGCGGGCCACCCAAAACGCCGCCUGGUUGAUGGAUCUAGCCCUGCGUAUGAUCUGUGUCCUUGCUCUGGACCGCUUUGGUGACUACUCGCUCGAGAUGGCUGUGGCACCUGUUCGCGAAGUGGUUGCUCAAGCCUUGGGCGCCGUCCUGCAUCACAUGAAGCCUGCGCAGUGCGAGCAAGUGCUGUCCUUGCUGUUGCUGUUGCAGCAGCAAAAAGAGCUUUGGGAGGUGCGCCAUGGUGGGCUGCUGGGUAUCAAGUAUCUCGUCGUUGUGCGUCGGGAUCUCGUCGGACAGUUUCUGGAUAAGUUGAGUCCAGCCCUGCUGCGCGGUCUGGCGGACGAAGACGAUGACUUGCGUGCAAGCGCAGCCGAGGCCGUUAUCCCUAUUGCUGAGCAGCUCUUGGCAUCUUCGGCUGAAGCUCAGCUGACCAUCUUGACAAAGCUCUGGGACGCUUUACUUGUCAUUCACGAAUAUUCUGCAUCCACGGCCUUUGUGCUCGAGCUCUUGUCCACCAUGAUCCAGUUGCAAACGCGCCAUGCCGCAACCGUGUCACCGUUCGCCGAGCUGUUCUCGUUGCGCCCGGGUUAUGCGCUCAGCCUGAUCGAAUUUUCGCCACUUGCUCAUGCGUGCAUCACCCCGGGACUGUCUCAGCUUGAGCGUAUGAUUGAGUCAGCAUAUGCUGUCAAUAGCGGCGCCGCCUUUGAUGCCAUCUUGUCUGAUAUCUUGAGUCACAUCUACCAGAACAUGCUGCUUGAGGAAAAGGAGGAACUUUCACUGGUCAACGAGCGGUUGUGGCUCCAAUGUCUUAAGGUCGUUGAUCCCGUUGCUCUUGAUCAGGCCAUGUCAGCCCGAUUGAUAUCAUGGAUGACCAUUUUGGUGACACCGGCUGGCAAACCCAUGGAUAAGGCUCACUUGGUCGUGGCGCAUGUCGACGAGUCUAGCAUGACGAAAAAAGAUCGUGAACGUUUGGCCGGCAACAAAGACAAGCAGCGUCCCUUUUGUAUUGGUGGCUCUGACCAAGCUCUAUCUCCCAACAUGGAAGAAAUUACAAAAUGUCGAGCCCGCGCAGCCAAGGCUAUGGCACACGCAGCCGCUCGCUGCGUGCAAAAAGGACUCAAGCCCAAAAUUUUCUACUCACUCUGUCUGCAGCUGCUGAAGCCAUCGUCGGCCGUGCAGCGUGAAUUGGGUGCCCAGAUGAUUGGACACUUUUCGUUGGCCAAGCGCACGCGUUUCAGUACGGCGUGCCUGACUGAACAAAUCAGCUUUGAUGAGUUGAAUGACCUGGUGGCCGCCAUGCGGACGGAUGCGGGUGGUCUUUUGGCUGCCUAUAUUCAGGCGGGCCUAGACAAGAAGCUAGUGGAUGCCGUCGGUGAUCCACGACGCCUCAACAUGGAGAACUGUGCGUUGAUCCUUCAGCGUCGAAAUGAAUGGGAGCACAAGCUGAGUAGUUCCACGGAGCUACAAGUGCGCGAGCGAGCCAGCUUGGCGGCGCGCUUAGAGACGAGCAUUCAAUUCUUACAGCAAGAGUAUGCACGAAGUAACAUCAGCUUGAUGAGCUGCAUCGCUACGGCGCUCAUCGAGUCAGACUUCCUGCCUGACAAGCUGACUCCACUCAUUCGUGCCUUUAUGGACGGUAUUUGCAAGCAUCCGGGCUGGCCCGGUUGCUUUAUAAUGCACGCGAUCGAGAGCGCUCCCCCAACAAUAAAAUUCUUGAAAAAGUCAAGGGGUCCGUUGGUGCUCUCCUCUUGCUCUUCUACAGACUUUCUCAACGCCGAUGAAGAAGCAACCCCUGACUUGAAAAAGGAGGGCAAUGCAGAAGCUUUGGGCAUCUACAGUCUUCGCUUGCAACGUGCCCAGGAUGCUGCUUCAGAGAGUUUGGCCAAGCUGAAAAAAGGGCAAACAGAUGCCGUAGCCGAGGCCAUCUUGGGCCAAGACCCUGUCUCUCAGCAGAAUCAGCUCACCAGCCGAGGGGCACGCAUGUUGCUGGAGGAGCUUGGUCAGAUUUAUGGCGAAUCCUUCUUGCAAGACGUGCCAGUGCUGCUGCAGGGCGUCAGCGCUGCGCUUGACAAUCUGCCCAAGGCUGCAACUGAUGAUUUGCCUGCGCUCCAGCAAAUCUUGCACGAGCUCACGCUCUUGGCUGUGCUCAUGGCCACCGUGGACAGUGCUCAGCGUGAACGGCAUCUGGCCUCGCUAGUGGGUCCGCUGCUGGCUGGUCUACGGGUGCCCAACCAGGUGGUUCGGUACAAGACGGCCAGCACUCUGGCUCAGAUGGCAGCUGUCAAG